CCGGGAGUACGUACAUCGUGCAUGGUGUUGUUGUCAUUCUCCCUCUGUUGCAUAUACAUCUGUUUUAUCUGGUUUCUGAUACAUUAAAGUUUUGAAAACGCGUACUCUCAGCGUUGUUCGAAAUGGAAAACAGUGAGGACGAAGCGGGAGAAGAUGACACCGAAUGGAAGAAUAUUUUCACAGAUCCAACUCCUGGUUCAGACGAUAAUAUGAUACCAACACCUGCACAUAGAGUCAUUGUGCAUUUUGACCUGGACUGCUUCUAUGCUCAAGUAGAAAUGAUCAGAAAUCCAGCUCUAAAAAAUGUGCCUUUAGGCAUUCAGCAGAAAAACAUAGUAGUCACAUGUAACUAUGUGGCAAGAGAGCAAGGUGUCACCAAGCUGAUGUUUGUGACUGAUGCAAUGGAAAAAUGUCCUCAGCUGGUGCUGGUCAAAGGAGAAGACCUGACACAUUACAGAGAAAUGUCCUAUAAAGUGACAGAGCUGCUGAUGUCCUACUGUCCACUGGUAGAGAGGCUUGGAUUUGAUGAGAACUUCAUGGACAUCACGGAGAUGGUGGAAAGACGGCUUACGCAGACACAUGAAUCACACAGCUACUCGUUUAAAGGCCAUGUCUACAAUCAUAUCAAUACAGAUGAUACCACCGGUAAACACCCAAGGCUGGCUUUAGGUUCACAUGUUGCUGCAGAGGUGAGAGAGGCCAUCCACAGCAAACUGGGCCUGACCGGCUGCGCUGGCAUCGCCACAAACAAACUGCUGGCCAAACUGGUGUCGGGCACCUUCAAACCAAAUCAGCAAACCACUCUGUUGCCUGAGGAUGUCAGCAACAUUGUGAGUUGCCUGAGCAGCCUCCGCAAAGUACCAGGGGUGGGACACCAAACAGCCAAGAGACUUCAGGCCCUGGGAUUGGUCAGUGUGAGUGACCUUCAGCUCUUCUCAUUGGCUGAGUUAGUGAGAGAGUUUGGAAGCCCCAGUGCUCAGCGAUUGAAGAAUCUGGCCCUGGGUGUUGAUGACUCACCUGUGACACCUACUGGGGCCCCACAGUCUCUCAGUGAUGAAGAUUCCUUCAAGAAAAUUUCAUCCACUAAAGAUGUUUUGGAAAAGAUUCAAGAGCUCCUGAAAAGCCUAUUGGAAAGGAUGCACAAAGAUGGCAGGCAGCCCCAAACUUUCCGUCUCACCAUUCGCAGAUACUCUGCAACCAACAAGUGGUUCAGUCGUGAGAGUCGACAGUGUCCUAUCCCCAAUCACAUAGGCCAGAAAAUCACUUCUGGCAGUACUGACAGUGCCCUGGUCCAGCUGCUCCCCUUGGCCAUGAAGCUCUUCCACAAGAUGGUUGACAUCACAGCUGCUUUCCACCUCACACUCAUUAAUGUUUGCUUUAGUAAUCUGCACAGCAGAGCUGCUGCUACUGGAAAGUGCUCCAUAACAUCUUUCUUCAGUCACAGCACAUCUCCUAGAAAGUCACAAAGCUACUCUUCACAAAGUCAGGAUGAUUUCUCUCAGAGCGGGGGUGGACAAAGCAUGGAUCAUCAGUCCAGCCCACAUAGCAUUACCCAACGGACAGUAGCCUCAAAAAAUGUUUCUGCCUCUGAAGCAGUAUUACAUGGAUUUACAAGAAAACAGAGCCCUGCUGUCACUGUAGGUGUGUCUCAUCUACAGAAACCAUCCUGCAGCGUGGUGAGAUUGAACCCAGAUGAAACAUGUAACAUUGCAAUGAGUCAGUUACCUCCAAAUGUUGAUCCAGAAGUGUUCAAGGUCCUCCCUGAAGAGAUCCAGAAGGAGCUGUUAUCUCCUGCCUAUUCAAAUUCCCUCUCCUCAUUCCUACCAGGAAAAAACACUUCUCCACAAUGCCCCUCACCCUCGAACCCACUCCCACAGACAUUUACAAACUCACAAAAUCUUAACAGAAAAGAUGCUGUUGAUGAAUUGGAUUCAUCUGACAGACCAACCACAUGGAAUCCUCCACUGCAGCCCUUAGGCACAAGCACUGCAAUUCAUGGAGAAGACAGCAUGACAGAAGAGGAACUGUCAUUCCCCAGGUCUUCUGACUGCGAGUUCCCUGUAAAUGUGGACCCUAAGGUGUUUUCAGAGCUUCCACCGGAUGUUCAGAAGGAGCUGAUGUCUGAAUGGAAGCAACACAAGCCUGUCCUAAAAGCUCCUUCGUCUAAGAAACCUGGGAGAAACUCGGUGACCAAAGACAAAAAGACUGGAGGACAAGGCAGCCAAGCAAACAGUUUAUUGAAAUACUUCAAACCCAGUUAGACUGGGCCGUUGUGUGGCUAUAAGGGUUUAUUUUGGAGAAAUACCUGAAGUUGAUAAUCUGAAAAACACAUAAAUAAGAUCAAUCAGAAACAAUUAUUAUGUCAGCCUAUAGGAACAUGACAGUAUUAUGAACCUGGGUUUGAUGACACUGUUGUGCAUUAUACUUGAAGAGACAUCACAAUACAUAAAGAGUUAAUCACCAGCUACAAAUUAACCAUACCGUAUCAAACACAGGAAAAUAAUGACUGUAGCAUGUGUUAAAAGAUGUAGAUGCAACAGACACAAAAAUCUUAAGUAAAUGAAACUUGGAGCUUGACUAAGUUGUCUUUACUUUAAAGUUAUUGUGAUGUUUUAUCGACAGUACCUCUCUAUGUCUGUGCUAAUAUCAAGUCUAAAAGGG
This is a messenger RNA of Sphaeramia orbicularis (orbiculate cardinalfish), 2661 nucleotides long. RefSeq names its product polymerase (DNA directed) iota (gene poli). NCBI's taxonomy places the organism in Eukaryota, Metazoa, Chordata, Actinopteri, Kurtiformes, Apogonidae. Gene Ontology annotation, biological process: translesion synthesis. The transcript is spliced from 10 exons. The coding region runs from base 123 to 2261 and encodes 712 amino acids. Gene Ontology annotation, molecular function: DNA-directed DNA polymerase activity; damaged DNA binding. The record is from RefSeq and is a predicted model, not a curated record.